Molecule: messenger RNA, 2139 nt
Organism: Bufo gargarizans (Asiatic toad)
Lineage: Eukaryota; Metazoa; Chordata; Amphibia; Anura; Bufonidae
Product: cytochrome P450 3A24-like
Exons: 13
Coding region: 87-1610 (507 amino acids)
Molecular function (GO): steroid hydroxylase activity; oxidoreductase activity, acting on paired donors, with incorporation or reduction of molecular oxygen, reduced flavin or flavoprotein as one donor, and incorporation of one atom of oxygen; iron ion binding
Source: RefSeq, a predicted model, not a curated record
GAGUGCAGAGAGCCAGAAAGGCAGGAACACCAUCAAGAAGCAGGGAAAGUAUAUACAAGAGGGGUCAACAUCUAGGAAGAUUAAGCAUGUAUCUCAUCCCAGAUUUCUCCAAGGAAACAUGGAUCCUGCUCAUCAUCCUGCUGGCACUUCUCGCUUAUUAUGGAAUCUGGCCAUACAGACUUUUUAAAAAAUAUGGAAUACCUGGCCCUAAGCCCCUACCAUUCUUUGGUACUUUUCUUGAAAACAGAAAUGGAGUUUUUGAAUUUGACAUGGAAUGUUUCAAAAAGUUUGGAAAAAUAUGGGGGUUCUAUGAUGGGAGACAGCCGGUACUUGCCAUUAUGGACCCAGCUAUCAUUAAAGCCAUUCUAGUUAAGGAAUGCUAUACUAUUUUUACAAACAGAAGAAAUUUUGGCCUUAAUGGCCCUCUAAAGUCUGCCGUGUCAAUUGCUGCAGAUGACCAGUGGAAGAGGAUAAGAACAGUGUUGUCACCAACAUUCACCAGUGGUAAACUUAAGCAGAUGUUCCCGAUAGUUAAACAGUAUGGAGACCUUUUAGUGAAGAAUAUUCAGAAGAAAGUAGAUAACAAAGAAUUCAUAGAUAUGAAGAACAUCUUUGGAAGCUACAGCAUGGACAUUGUUCUGAGUACAUCCUUCAGUGUGAAUGUCGAUUCACUGAACAAUCCCAAUGAUCCAUUUGUGACCAACGGAAGAAACCUUUUCACCUUCUCCUUUUUAAACCCUCUGUUCUUAACAACACUGCUGUGUCCAUUCCUGAUUCCUAUUUUGGACAAAUUCAACUUUACCUUCCUUCCAAUAAGUGUCCUCAACUUUUUUCAAGAUGCCAUAAAGAGCAUUAAAAAAAACAGGCAGAAAGGAAUCCACAAAGAUCGAGUAGAUUUCCUACAACUUAUGGUAGAUGCUCAGGCUAAUGACAGCAAUGGAGAAGCGAAUCAUGGCUAUAAAGAACUGACGGACACUGAAAUCAUGGCUCAGGGGCUUAUCUUCAUUAUAGCUGGUUAUGAGACCACCAGUACUACACUUAUGUUUCUGGCUUACCAUUUGGCAACUCACCCUGAUGUCCAAACCAAACUCCAAGAGGAGAUUGACACCUUACUCCCCAAUAAGGCUCCUCCUACAUACGAAGCUCUGAUGCAGAUGGAAUACCUUGAUAUGGUGCUUUACGAAAACCUGCGGCUCUACCCUGCAGCCGGCAGAAUUGAACGUGUAUGUAAGGCAACAACUGAGAUCAAUGGAGUAACUAUCCCCAAGGGCGUUGUGACUGUGAUCCCAGCCUUCGUGCUGCACCGUGACCCAGAGCUCUGGCCUGAACCAGAAGAAUUCAGACCUGAAAGAUUUAGUAAAGAGAACAGAGAAACACAAGACCCUUACACCUUCCUACCCUUUGGAGCUGGACCAAGGAACUGCAUAGGAAUGAGAUUUGCAUUGCUCAAUAUGAAAUCAGCGAUCACCCUGCUACUGCAGAACUUUUCUUUUCGAACGUGCAAAGACACUCCAAUCCCAGUGGAAAUUGACACCCGAGGAUUCCUAAAGACAACAAAACCUGUGAUACUGAACCUUGUGCCUAGAGAAGCUCAGAAGACUGAAAAAUAGAUCCUUGAGACCACUGUGGAUGGUCACCAUGAUAUCUGUCGUAAAUGGAGUAUGAAUGACAUCAGUACAUACACUGAAAGUCUGUAUGCCGAAACCUUAGAAACAUUCAUGUAAAUGCUUCAAAUGCCAAAGAAUAACUGAUGUUUACAUGUAAAAAUUAUGUAGGUCUGCAUGUAGUCUUCUUCAGUGUUGAGUUCUUUGCUGACAGAUAUCUGAACCAUAUCUGCAGUGUCUGGGGUAUACACCGGCUCUGUAUGGCACCAAAGGAAACUGCACAGAAAAUGUGUUUUAUUACCAUUGUCCAGAAGAUUAAGAUGUCUAACUGCAGAAUGUAUGUUUAGUCUGUGGAUAGCUUCUUGCAGCCACCGACCUCUAGUACUUAUCCAGCUACAUACUACUAACUGCCCUCAGAUGACAAUACAUUUACAGUGUCAAUAUACUCUGUGGAGACUGGGCAUAGGCAGGAAACACGUUUUCUUGUGCCGUACAAUGCAACAAAAAGAAACCAAUAAAGACAACAUCAAGCUGC